AUGCUGCGCUGCGCGUAUCCCCAAGUCCGUUCGGCCAAGAACGCUGCCACUGUGCAGCAGCAGGUGAUGCAGAGAAUACUUCUUCCCAGACAGAGCCACUCAAGACUACCACCAGUCAGCGCCCGAGUCACCCAGUUCGCCCUACCGAAGCACCUGUCUACUGCAGAAGACAGUGCCAGGGCAGUUGUCUAUGCAGCCUUCAGUGUGCUCGACCCCGUCGGGAUGACCAAGAGCGACUUUUUUGCGCACAUACUCGCCCAGCAGAGCCUGCACAAGGAGUGCUACCGGUACGUGUGUCUGACGAUCAAGGAUCUGAGCAGCUCGCACAACUCAGCCCUGCGGGAUUUUGGGUUCCGGUCCUUACAGCAGCCCGAGCAUUUCCUUAACGGCCCUUGGGGAAAAGACACACACUUCAUCUCAGCCGUCGGCAACUAUUCUCGUGCCCUGGCCUCAUUCCGGGACGCUUUGCCAGGGAUGACGCCGAUGGACAUCACAUACGCGACCAUGUGCUUUGCCGUACUGGAGAUGCUGCAGGGGAACCUUGCCUCGCGCAACGCCAUUAUGGCGGCCGGCGUCAUCCUACUGCGGCCGCACGUCGUGGCUCCUUCGACUCCAGGCGCAGACGGAGCGACGCGAUACGGUAUCCAUCCACGCUACGUAGAUAGCCGGAACGUUUGUAACACCGAAGCGAUCUGCACACGCUUCGCUACGACAAACAUCCUGGGCGGGCUGAGCGUGGCUCCGAAUCUCGACCUUCUUGACACAUCAGAGCCCCUCGUACCUGUGUUCCACCUGCCCCGAACUUUCUCGACACCGGCGGGACCAGAGGAGUCUUACAGCAGCCUCCGCCAGAAAUGGAACGCUUUCCACGGCACACUCGAGUCGUGGCAGCUCAGUCGAUAUUGGGCUAUUGCGGUUGGUGGCCGCCUCGAUGCGGUUCGGCAUCUUGCCGAUCAGGCCCGGCUCAACCACCACAUGGCCAUCUGGCGACGAGGGCUUCAGCAACGUAUAGAAAUGAAGAGGAGGAGGUUUCGUAGUGCAGACGAGGAUGAGCUUGGCGUUUUGUCCGUGCUGCGGGCGUACCUGCACUGCCACCAGAUCGCUACAGCCACCACAGAAAGCAUUCCCAUGCCGGAUACCGCGCAUCUAUGGACAGCCACAACAAGAACAUCGGGUGACGGCGACGAGGAUAUGUCUUUACAUUCAAAAGACGGGCCCGACGAGGAAAUUGACGUCACGAGCCUGGCCCAGCUGGCUCGUCUGCUGGCGCGCGACGUGGAUGGUUUCCAGGUUCUCAACUUCAACGACAUGUUUCUCGACACCGUCAUCCUGCCCAUCAUCUCGCGACAGGCGAUACAAUAUGCGCAAGAUGGCCAGAUCACGAUGGCGCUCGAAAAAAGAGAAUGUCCUUACUCCUUCAAAACGGUCAAUGGUGACGGCCAAGCGGCAACGACUGCUUCUGCCGGACCCCGGGCAGGAGGAGCCUUUGCAGACGUUUCGAUCGACGAAAUAGAGCUGCAGCGGCUCAGCUUGAGGCAGUCCUCAAGUCACAUCGAGCGGGAUGACAGGUAUCUGGCUGGCAAGCAGCUCGCGAUGCUUGACGUUCAAGCCUCCAUUAUGAGGAGGACUUUCGAGGAACAGGAAGAGGUACAGUUGGGGCUAGUGCCUCAAGGAGACGUCAAAACCUCAUCAUUCAUGGAUAGCAGUCGACACCCGGCGUUUUAUGACGGAGUUGGGACAAGUGCUGGCAGUACCAGCAGCCGCAGCAGUGCCGACAGCAUUCGGACUUUUUCCUCGGCGUCCAGCACCAGCGAUGACGAAGACGACGAGUCCCUGUCCGCGCCUCAUCGCCAUCCUGCGUCAUCCUCGGCUUUUACAUCGUCCCAGACUCCUAACACAUCCCGCUCUACCCGUGGAUCUACCCCACCGCCACUGCGAGGAUUCCUGCCGUCACAGUUCGUGCAGCACAAAAAAGGGCUCGGCUGGUCCGCCCCGGAACAACCUGACCGCUUCGCCCCACAGAGCGGCGACUUCAGUUUCAUGCCGCUACGCAUGCGUAAGGAAUUCACGCUCGCGUGCGUCGAUAUGCAGCUCGCGACGGCGUCAGCGGCGCUCAGAGACGGGGUUCACUACGCGCAAGUAGUCUCAUAG
This is a messenger RNA of Microdochium trichocladiopsis, 2151 nucleotides long. RefSeq lists its product as uncharacterized. NCBI's taxonomy places the organism in Eukaryota, Fungi, Ascomycota, Sordariomycetes, Xylariales, Microdochiaceae. The coding region runs from base 1 to 2151 and encodes 716 amino acids. The transcript has a single exon. The record is from RefSeq and is a predicted model, not a curated record.